AUGAAUGAUCCCUCCUCUAUACCACCAAGGGUAUCCUCACGACUUUCUAACUCGGCAAAGUUAUCUAAUUCUAUUUCAAGACGUGUCCAUCGUGAAUCUCGUUUUGGAGACUAUAUUUUGGGUUCUACUCUUGGCCAAGGCGAGUUCGGAAAAGUUAAACUAGGCUGGCGAAAAGAUGGCAAACAACCUGAGCAGGAUACCGUCCCCCCAAAUUCUAAUCGUGAAACAAAAGUAUUCCGUGAAAUUAAUGCACUGAGCAUUUUAACUCAUCCGAACAUUGUUCGUUUAGAAGAAGUGAUUCAAAAUGAUAAAUACAUUGGAAUAGUAUUGGAAUAUGCUUCAGGCGGCGAACUUUUUGAUCAUAUUAUUAAUCAUAAGUACCUCAAAGACAACGUUGCUUGCCGUCUUUUUUCACAGCUUAUUUCCGGGGUUCAUUAUCUUCAUUCCAAAGGCAUUGUUCAUCGUGAUUUAAAGCUUGAAAACUUACUUCUUGAUAAACACAAAAAUAUUAUGAUAUCUGAUUUUGGUUUUGCCAACUCAUUUCAAUAUUCCUCAGAUGGUUCCAUAAAUGAUCUCAUGUCAACUAGCUGUGGAUCUCCUUGCUAUGCUGCACCUGAGCUUGUCAUUUCAGAUUCAAAAUAUGUUGGUCGCAAGGUUGAUGUUUGGUCGUGUGGUGUAAUCCUAUAUGCAAUGCUGGCAGGGUAUCUUCCAUUUGACGAUGACCCAGAAAACCCUGAUGGCAGUAACAUUACACAACUUUACAAAUACAUUACAUCGACCCCCUUGACUUUUCCAGAGUUUGUUCAGCCUAUGCCUAGAGAUCUUCUUCGCAAAAUUUUAGUUUCUGAUCCGUUGAAACGUAUCGAUCUUAAUAAUGUUCGAAGUCAUGCCUGGCUUGCCCCUCAUGCACAUUUUCUUUCAGUUACACCUGAAGAAUGGGAUAGAAGCUUUCUACAUCAAUCUCAAGUUCAGCAAUACUUGCACAAAAGCCCAGUUAAUUCUCACCAAUCGCAAUUACUUUCAUCACAACUUUCACAACCAAAACUUCAAGAAAGCCAGCAAACUGCACCAUCCUUAACAGCUUUUACUACUCCACCUCUGCCCCCUACUAUUCAAGCUCCACCUCAACAAGCACUUCCUCCUUUGCCCCAAAACUUAUCUCCGAACAAUGGUAGCUAUACUUCGACAGCUCCUUUCCGUCUUUCUUCAAAUUCGGCAUCGACAACUAAUUCUUCUCAAAUUCCGUCCUCUUCAUCGACUCCUCAAAAUUUGAAUACUAUUUCUAAUUCGUCAUCUUCUACUUCGUUCAUUACUGCUACUUCUUCUAUCCCUGCUCCUUCAUUUUCUAAUGCAUCAACGAUUCAACCCUCUACCAGUACAAACACGCCAAUAUCACCUUUACCAGUUUCUAUGGCCAUUGAUUCGGAUCUAGCUAUAGCUUCAAAUAUUGCCAAUCUCAUACCAUCUUCCAAUACAUUCCCUAUUCACCAUGCAGAACAUACUAGGCCUACUUCAAUGUUUGUUACUUCUACAUCUUCUUAUACGCGUUCUACUUCAUUACAAUUUGACAAUCAAUCUCCCACAACUACAUCCUCAACUCCAACCUCCUCUAAUUCUCAUCAAGCUUCAUCUCAUCAAGCUUUGUAUGUCUUACCUCCUUCAACUCAAACACAGCAGAAAGGUUUUAAGCCCAUUUCAGUUCAGGCCAAUACAACUCAGACAGGUUAUUCUGAAAAUUUUUGUGACAGAUCUUCAUUAAUUUCUAAAUCCGUUUCACCAGCUCCAACUGUUAAAGGUAUAUCAGAUCAAAAUUGCACAUCAUUUACAGAUAGAAAAAGCUUAGAUGGUUCAGACAUUUCUGAAACGAAAACAAAGAUAUCUCAAACCCAUGCAAGGAACAACUCUGUCAGUUCAGGCUCUAGCGAUGAAGAUGUUCAGUUUUUUGAUAGUGAUGGAUCACCUAGUUUGGUUUUAAAUUCUUCAAUAGAUUUAUCUCAAAACCAGCUUAAACCUUCAGUCAUUACAAAUCAAUAUUCUACGGCCCAUAAUAUAACUACAAUUGAUGAAUCUGAAACUCCAACCAACCCGGUCGCAUAUUCUCAAUCUUGUUCUGAAAAUUCAACAAUGACCGAUUACAAUAAUGAAGAAAGAGAUAUGGUGGCAGGAAUUUCUGAAACUUUAAGUAAAUCCAAAAUUUCUAUGCCCUCUAAUGCAGCUCGUUUACCCCCUGCCACGAGAAAACCCAGACCGACAUCCCUUCAACCCUCUUACUUGUCUUAUACCUCUACAGGUAGUUUUUCACUUGUAACGCCCGACUCAGGACAUUCAUCUAUUGAAAAGCCUAUGAAUUUGCAUUUGCAAAUGCCAUCCGAGCCUCGUGUUGCAAUUACACCAGAUUCUGCUCUUCCUGGAGAAAUUUCACGACCUACUUUUAAGUCAUCUGUCACUUCGAACAGUCUUGCUGGAAUUGUUUCUUCUUCAAACAGACCUAUAUCACCCCCCAUAGUUUCACCUCCUCGAUCUGCAUCUGAAAAUCAUUUGAAUAUACCUUCUGUUAUACUACGCGAACAACACCCAAGAGAUACUUUUUUCAACCAACCAAAUACUAGUGCUAACAUCAGCCAGCAAGAUUCUGCAAAAUCCACUCAUUCGAAUCAAACUACUAGAACAACCAGUGAAUCAAACAGUCCUAACGACUCAUCAACUGUUGAAAGUCAGUCUACUGCAUCCUCAUCUACACCUCCUAUUGAUGUAACUUCCCCAGUUCUUCCGACAAAUUAUGGCCAACCUGAAAUUUACAAGAGUAAAUAUGCAAAUGAUGCUCCUUUCACUGAAUUUACUCAAAGUCACCAAGGGGCUACUCAAAUUGAUAACAUUGAUGUUGAACCUAUUAUGCCUUCAUAUCCUAAAAAGUCUCAUAAGCGUGCUGCCAAUUCAAUUUCUUAUGGGUCUGAUCGGUUUGUUUCUAAGUUUAUGGGAAAUCCUUCUUCCAAUGUUUUUGAGUCGACAGGUGCGGGGAACCAAAAUGGAAGUCACACUAGCAUACCCGAGUCUCGAAGUCAAUACUCUUCAAUCACACCUGUGGUUUAUGGCGCUCAACUUCAAAUCCCCCCGCCAAAUGAUUUGAACUCACAAGAAACUAUUUCUAUGGGACAACACCGGCAACAUCGUCAAACUAAAAGUAUUGCUGGGCAGUCUUCUUCAUCUAUAUCCUCUUCCGGGACAAAGGUUAAUGGUCUUAAUUCAAUGUCACAUGGCUAUUACAAUAACAUAAAUGCUCAGGGACCCACUAUUCAAGGGCAUUAUGGUGCCACAACUACUUCGACAGAAAAAAAACGGUUUAGUCUGGGAUUUUAUACAUUCGGUGGAGGAAAUGAUAAGUCAUCCUUAAAAGCAAGUAAUAAUGGAAAUGGAAAUGGAAUGUUUGGUUCUAUGGGAUCGUACUCGACAAAGCAUGAGCGCCUUGCUCUUGAAUCCGCUUCUACGAAUGCUCCAAAUGCUUCUCAACAUCGAAGAAGUGUUUCAUUGAGUAGCAAUAAUCAACAUAGAAAUAGCAUUUCUCAUGUAGGAUCAUCCACCGGAAAUCGCACCAAUACCCGGCCAGUAUCAGCUUAUUAUGGUGGUGAUACAACACCCAUCUUUCCUCAAGGCCCUACUAUGAUUAUGUCUGCAUCUUCUAAAGCUCCGGACACUUCUCGUGCUGAACCUAAGGAGCAAUCUGCUGCUCGCAAGUUUGUUGACUUCUUCAAAAGACGAUCUCGCAUUGUUGCAUAA
Molecule: messenger RNA, 3774 nt
Organism: Magnusiomyces paraingens
Lineage: Eukaryota; Fungi; Ascomycota; Dipodascomycetes; Dipodascales; Dipodascaceae
Exons: 2
Coding region: 1-3774 (1257 amino acids)
Biological process (GO): intracellular signal transduction; microtubule cytoskeleton organization; protein phosphorylation
Cellular component (GO): cytoplasm
Molecular function (GO): ATP binding; tau-protein kinase activity; protein serine/threonine kinase activity
Source: RefSeq, a predicted model, not a curated record